AUGGCUGAAGCUCUUGUGGAGAUAGUGUUGGAACAAUUUGUUUCAAUCAUUCGUCAACAGGCGGAAGCAGGGAUAACUCUGAUUGCAGGUGCUGAGCAAGAAGUUCAAAAGCUUCAAAGCAACUUCCUGUCUAUUCAAGCUCUGCUUGCUGAUGCUGAGAACCGACAGGUGAAGGAGAAUGCCGUGAGAGUAUGGUUAGCUGAGCUGAAAAACGUGUCCUAUGACAUAGACGAUGUGUUGGAUGAGUGGAACACCAAGCUUCAGAGAUUGAAGAUUAAGAAAGUUGAAGAUGCUUCUAAUCCUCUGAAAAAGGUAUGUUCCCCCAUUCUUCACUACCUCAGUUGUAAGCCGUUGGUCAUACGUUAUGACAUUGGUGCCAAGAUUAAAGAUCUUGAUAGAAAUCUAGAUAAUAUUGCUGCUAAGAAAGAGAGGUUCAACUUUAGAUCAAUCACUGAGAGUAGCAAAGAAAUAGAACGACUAAUGACAACCUCUGCUAUUGAUUUAACAGAGAUUUAUGGAAGUGAUGAUAAGAAUACAAUAAUCGAUUUUUUGCUUACUCAGAGUAGUCAUGCACAAGACCUCCGCAUUAUCUCCAUAGUAGGGAUGGGAGGAAUUGGUAAGACUACUCUUGCUCAAUUAGUUUUUAACGAUGAUCAAGUGAACACCCAUUUUGAAAAAAAAAUAUGGGUGUGUGUUUCCGAGCCUUUUGAUGAGCUUAGGAUUGCCAAAGCAAUCCUUGAAUCUCUUACAAAUAGUGCUCCAAACUUGAACGAGUUAGAAACUGUGGUGCAAAACAUACGCCAACAUAUUGAUGGAAGGAAGUUUCUUCUUGUUCUAGAUGACAUAUGGACUGAAAAUCCAAAAAAUUGGGAUCAAUUGAAGCGCUCUUUUAAGUGUGGUUCUCCAGAAAGUAGAAUUUUGGUAACCACACGUAAAGAGAACGUUGCAAAUGUCAUAGGAACCACCAAAAUAAUCCCAUUGGGGACAUUACCUGAGGAAAAAUGUUGGUCAUUGUUUAGUAAAAUUGCAUUUUCAGGAAAAAGCAACGAAGAAUCUAUAGAAUUGGUAGAAAUUGGUAGGAGAAUUGUUGAAAAGUGUAAGGGUUUACCACUUGCAAUAAAGACUUUAGCGAGUCUUUUGUGUUUUAAAAGAAAAUAUGUCCAGUGGCAAAAUAUCUUAGAGAGUGAAAUUUGGGAAUUAGAAGAGGUAGAACAAGAAGUUUUUCGACCUCUACUAUUAAGUUAUUAUGAUUUACCCCCUACUUUGAAAAAAUGUUUCUCAUAUUGUGCUAUUUUUCCAAAGGACUAUGAGAUAAAGAGAGAACACUUGAUUAAGUUGUGGAUGGCACAAGGUUAUUUAAAGUCAAAAGUCUCAAAACCAAAUAAGGAUAUGGAGUUAGUUGGUGAAGAGUAUUUUGAAACCUUAGCAAUGCGUUCUUUCUUUCAAGAUUUUAAACAAUUUGAAAAUGAUAUUAGUGUAUAUUCUUGCAAGAUGCAUGAUAUAGUGCAUGAUUUUGCGCAGUUUCUUACUCAAAAUGAAUGUUGUACAAUAGAGGUUGAUGGUAUUGGAGAAAUUGAAUUAGAACCUUCUUAUGAUAAAGUUAGACAUUCCAUGAUAACAAUUAAAGGAGAGGCCUCAUUUCCUAGCUCUAUUUAUGCUAGAAAUACUUUUCUACGUAGCCUUGUGGUUGAUUAUAAUUACGGUUCUGACCCUAAGAUAGUUUUAUCCAAAUUAGUUGAUCAAUUUACAUGUUUAAGGUCACUAUCUUUGAAUCGUUGCUCAAUUAAAGAAAUUCCCGUAGAAAUAAAAAAAUUAAUACACUUGAGGUAUCUUGAUUUGUCCACGAAUGAAGACAUAAAAGAAUUGCCUGAGACAUUGUGCGGGUUAUAUAAUCUGCAAACUUUAGACAUCCAGAUUUGUUAUAAUAUCGAAAAACUACCUCAAGGGAUGGGAAACUUAAUCAACUUGAGGCAUUUGUUAAAUUGGUGGACUGAUAGUAUAAGUUACAUGCCAAAAAGUUUAGAGAGAUUAACUGGUCUACGAACAUUACAAAGAUUUGUUAUAAGUGAGGACAGUUAUGGUAGCGAAGCAUGUUCUGUUGAAUGUCUAAAAUCCUUCAAUCACCUUCAAGAAAUUGAUAUAAAAGGGUUGGGAAAUUUGAGAGAUGUGGAUGAGGUUAAGGGAAUAGAAUUAAACAAUAAGAAAAACUUGCGUGAUUUGGAUGUAGACUUUAAGGGGAGGAUGAAUGAGGAGCAAAAUCAACAACUUCUUGAGGAGUUGCAACCACAUCCAAAUUUAGAGAUAUUAAGGCUACGAAAUUAUGGAGGCAACACUGUUUUCCCUAACUGGAUGAUGUCAUUGACCAAUUUGAGAAAGUUAAAUCUUUAUGAUUGUAUAAACUGUGAACAUCUGCCUCCUUUGGGUAAAUUGUCGUCUCUUGAAAUUCUUGGGAUAGAUAGAAUGAAGAGUGUGAAAAGAGUUGAUAAUGAGUUUUUGGGAAUAGGGAGUGAUGCCACCUCAUCAUCUUCAUCAAUUAUUGUGUUUCCCAAACUGAAAUAUUUACGCUUAUCGGAGAUGCAAGAAUGGGAAGAGUGGAAUUACGAGAUUACAAAGACAGGAGAUGAAGAUAUUACAGUCAUGCCAUCUCUUCAGACCUUGAGGGACAAUCGUGAUCAAUCCACAGGUCCCAAAGUAUUUGUCGCAUUCUGCUGUAGUUGUAAAGAAGUGGGGAAUGCUGGUGCUGCGGAUGUUAAUCAGGACAAUUCUUCAGCGGCCAAAGACUUCAGACUGAUCCUUGAGGGCUUGGCUGACUGUAUAGCUUGCCGUGGAAAUGGACUGCAGCUACAUCAUGAUUAUGGUGUGGAGAUAAACUUGGAUGAAUCUUAUUUGGGAUAUGUGGUGUGGCUGCCAAAGCCACAACCUUGUUCGGUAUACAAUGCAGCUUCACUAGCAUAUAUUGCUGAUUGUAUUUACAAGAUAUAUGCUUGCAGGCGCUUUUUGUUUCCUCCGAGUAUUGAAGGAUAUAAUGAUCACAUAAUGGCAGUAGUAUGCUGUGAAGCACAAGAUCCUUUGCUCCAGAAACUUCUUGAUGAUAAGUACUUAUCAGCGGAAGAAAAGGAUGUUCUUCGCUGGGGAAAGAAUAUCAUCUCUGCUAAAACACGGACAAAAAAAAGAGCUGGCACAGCAGUUGACAAUAAAGCAUCUUCCCUAGAAACACUAGUGAUUUGAGGUGUGAAGUGUGUUGCUCAUUUUCAAAGUUCAUCCAACUCUGUUUUUUCGAAAAACUGGCUGCUUAUGGAAGAACAUUCCAAGAAUCUGGUGUCACUUAAGCAAAUCAAUCAUCCCUUGACAAUCCUGAAAAUGGAAUGAGAUCCGAUGACAAGAGAAAAGGAUGACCUUUCACUACCAAAGAUAGUUAACCAGAAGAAAACAAACCCACAGAGAGAUUAAUGAAGGGAUUCUCAGGCAACGGUUUAUAAGCUUCAAGGUAGUCUGUUGCAGCAUCUUGAUGAUGGCUGGUCAUGGUAAACUGAUGUCUGGAAAUGGUACUGGGUGGCACACAAUCUGCAUAACCAUGAAUAGCAGCUCCAAGAAGUGAGACGGUGUGGAUACAGCAUAACCAUGAAUCUUACACAGCCGAAGGAAAGCUCAGGAUCCUUCUUGUUGCAUGAAAUCUGUGUAUAAUGUUAAAACAUGUACUUUCCUUUAGCAAAGGCUCAGAGUAUGCAUAUUUUAAUUCCAAGGCAAGUUGUCAAUUAAGGUGAGAAAAGCUUCAGGAACUGAAAAAAUGAAAAAGAUUCUCUAAGUUCAGAACAUUAAAGCUCCAAGAAACUUCAGCUCAUCCUCCUUAAUUGUAAAUUUGUUGUAACCUGAUUUCCGAGCAAGGUUAAUAACCUCAAAUGUCUUCCUAUACCUCUUCAAUGGUCCCAUUGUCUUGCAAGUUGCGACAACUAUUAACAAUA
Pistacia vera is the source of this 3962-nucleotide messenger RNA. RefSeq names its product putative disease resistance protein RGA3. The record is from RefSeq and is a predicted model, not a curated record. Lineage: Eukaryota; Viridiplantae; Streptophyta; Magnoliopsida; Sapindales; Anacardiaceae. Gene Ontology annotation, molecular function: ribonuclease III activity; ADP binding. Gene Ontology annotation, biological process: defense response to other organism; RNA processing.